This is a messenger RNA of Neocloeon triangulifer, 1621 nucleotides long. Its product is annotated as two pore potassium channel protein sup-9-like. Bases 475 to 1530 code for a protein of 351 amino acids. Lineage: Eukaryota; Metazoa; Arthropoda; Insecta; Ephemeroptera; Baetidae. Gene Ontology annotation, molecular function: potassium ion leak channel activity. Gene Ontology annotation, biological process: stabilization of membrane potential; potassium ion transmembrane transport. The record is from RefSeq and is a predicted model, not a curated record. Gene Ontology annotation, cellular component: membrane. The transcript has 7 exons.
CGACAUUUAAUUUUUUUUAAAUGUAGACCAAAUUUUCAGAUUUUUGUAAAUGCUACAAAUUAAUUCGAUCCUAUUGAAUUGUUCCUUGUUUAAGGUUAUUUUUGUUAACUCCGGAAAAAUACUCGACUCCGUGUGACGUCAGUGGUGCCAGCUGAUAUUGACAACGAGGAAUUGCGUAAAUAGAGCGGCGCAAAAGGGAGAUGCUUAUAAUAUCGAGCAGCUCUCGGCGCGCGACGGCAUCACAUCCCCGCCCGCGCGCAGACUCUACGGAGAGGGUUGUUCAGUAGCUAGCACCCCUGGUACACAUCCCUAUUUGCAGCAGGGGUGAGAUAUACACCAGCAAUCGCCAUUUUCAUCCUUCGCCAAAACAAACGGUCGACCAUGGACUGGCGGCGCCGCGUUCUUUGCCGAAAUACACGGAGAUUUCCAAAUUUGAACUAAGUUCUUGAAACUCGACAAAAUUAGAAAGAAAUCAUGAAGAAGCAGAACGUGCGAACGCUUUCCCUGGUGGUUUGCACCUUCACCUACUUGCUGAUCGGGGCAGCCGUCUUUGACGCACUCGAGUCCGACACGGAGAAAAAGAGAUUCGAGUUUCUCACAGAAGUGAGAGAAAAUCUGCUGCAGAAAUACAACAUUUCGCAAGAGGACUACAAAGUGAUCGAGAUUGUGAUAAUCGAAAACAAGCCGCACAAAGCAGGACCCCAGUGGAAGUUCGCUGGUGCUUUUUAUUUUGCAACCGUCGUCUUGGCGAUGAUUGGCUAUGGGCACUCGACCCCCGUGACCUACGGUGGAAAGGCGUUCUGCAUGGCGUACGCAAUGGUUGGAAUUCCGCUCGGACUUGUGAUGUUCCAGAGCAUCGGUGAACGUCUCAACAAAGUUGCUUCGGUUGUGAUUCGGCGGGGGAAAGAGUGGUUGCGUUUCUCGAAAACUGAGGCGACCGAAAUGAAUUUGAUGUUGGCGACUGGACUGCUCUCGUCCAUAAUUAUAACAACAGGCGCCGCCGUCUUUUCCCGGUACGAAGGCUGGAGCUACUUUGACAGCUUUUAUUACUGCUUUGUCACCCUGACUACGAUAGGAUUUGGUGACUACGUUGCUCUCCAGAACGACCACGCCCUGAGCAACAAGCCAGGUUACGUCGCCCUGAGUUUGGUUUUUAUCCUGUUCGGCUUGGCCGUGGUGGCCGCCAGCAUCAACUUGCUCGUUCUGCGGUUCAUGACAAUGCAAGCCGAAGACAACCGCCGUGAAGAUGACGAGAUGCAGUCAGCGUCCCAUCACGUGGUGACCUUUGAAGGUGACGUCAUGUCCCUGAAUGGCAAAAUCCUGUCGGGCCACUACCUCAGCUCGUCGGUGGCCACGGACGACACCGACCAGGUGUCCGUCUGCUCGUGCACCUGCCUGGGCAGGAAGAGCACCACCCUUUGUCUGCCCACGGUGUGCCGACCCCUCCUCGACGACAGGCGCAAACGCAACCCUCACCCACCGUCACUCACCCCGCAGAAAUUCAAGCGCAUCAAACGCGCUUCGGUAUAGCCAAAUGUUAAAAAAACCUGAUGUUUUCCAAUUAAAUUUUCUGCAUUUUGUUAUUUAAAAAAAAAAAAUAAUAAUAAUAACCUAGAAUAAG